Chara braunii is the source of this 2999-nucleotide messenger RNA. Lineage: Eukaryota; Viridiplantae; Streptophyta; Charophyceae; Charales; Characeae. The record is from the annotation of a GenBank genome assembly.
UGUUUGUUUUUUUUGUUCAGCCUGUCUCGUGCUUUUUUGGGUCGAUGCUGUGUUCACCGCAGGAUGGACUCCAGGCGGAUCAGACGACGUAUGCGGCGAUGAUUGAUGUCAUGGGCCGAACGCAGCAGUGGGAAAACCUGGAGAAACUCCUUUGUGCGAUAGCGACAGAAAAACUGCCGCCGGACGACAUCAUUUGCAGGUCGGUUGUCGAAAUAUACGGCAGGGCAGGGAGGUUUGAGAAGAUGGAAGAGCUCCUGCAAAUGCUACAGGAGAGGAGGGCAGUAGAUGAGAGUAACAGAGGAGGAGGAGGAGCAGCAGGAACAGCGAGAACGAGCUUUGAGUGGUCAACAUACCAUGCCAUGGCUGAGGUGUAUGGUGCUGCCAAACGCUGGGACGACGUUGCUAGAGUUGUCGGCAGCUGCCAGCGAGAGCUUGGGGUGUUAGAGAUGAAGACAUUGAGUCUGCUUGUGGAUGCUCUGGGUCAGGCGCGGGAGUAUCAAAGCAUGCAAGGCUUGUUGGAAAUGUUUGAAGACCAAGGCACUCGACCGAACUGGCGGUUAUAUGCUGUGCUUUUGGAGGCAUUUGCGAAGCAGUGCGAUAAUCAUGCUGGUCUAUGGCAGUUUGCAGCAAGCAUACUGAACAGGACGGCGAAAGGGGGUGCAACUCCCGGAAGGGUGUCGGUACCCUCUGGGGAUUUGGAAAGGGCAAGGUGCCACUCCAUUCUAGGCGCAAUGUGUAAGCGGUUUAUAGAUGGUGUCCCCGGGUUGGUUGCCUACUACAGAAGCAGAGGAUGGGUUGCCGAUCUGAGCGCGUACCGACUCAUUCUUGAAGGCUAUGGAGCACGGGGUAUGGUUGAUGAGGCGCUUGCGGUGUACGAGGUGAUUCGGCAUGAAGAGAGAAAGCGGCGAGCUGUGUUUUCCAAGGAGGGGGAUGACAGGAACUGGGAAACAGAAGCUCAUCCCGCAGCCGGUCAGGAAUGGAUGGAAAAGGUUGGCCACGGAACGACUGAUUUAGAGGGCAAUGUAGGCAGAGGGAGGCCUGGCGAGAAGCGUAGACAGAGAGGGUAUCGCGGGGAAGACGAGGAUUACGAGGAUUACGAGGAUGCUGACUAUCCCGAGUGCAAGGACGAGGUUGAGGCGGACGAGGGCGGCGAAUCGCUCUGUGCCAAAGAGACUGGCCAGGCAAUUGGGAUGAAUAGGGCUAGCUACAAUUUCCUGAUAGACUCGUGCUGCAAGUCGAGACGGAUGCAGGAUGCAUGGAUGCUGGUGAAAGAUAUGGAGGGGAGAGGGAUGGACCUUCACCAAAGCGCCAUCCACCUCUUUAUGAAUGGGUAUGCCGCGAUGGGGAUGUGGGAUCAGGUGGAGAAUCUUAUGUCGCUAAUGAAGGAGCGCGGCUUGCAAGCUAACAACCGAUCGUAUGCGUUUCUGGUCGAUGCGUAUUGUAAUGCGGGACGUAUAGAAGACGCAAAACGAGUCUCCCGUUCAUUUCACGCAGUCGGCCAUCGCGACUUGGUCGUGAUGCAGAACACCAUGGUCAGGUUAUACGGUUGGAGCGGGGAUAUAGAAAGGGCGCGAUCUACCUAUCGAGGCAUUACGGCGACAGGUGCCCAGCGCAAUCAGGCUUCGUACAUGGCAAUGCUGGACGCUGCUACGAACCUGGGGCGAAUGGAUAUCGUUCUCGAAGUUGCAAAGGACAUGCAGGCGUCACGAUCGUUUGUAGGCAAUGUCAUUUUCACAGCGCUAUUGAAUGCCUGCAAGAAGUGCGGAAGCUGGGAAGACUGGAAGCUUGUGGUGAACUCGAUGACAAUCUUGAAAUUCCCUGAUGAGGUGGUACAGUUCGUGGUUGGCAAGGAGUCAUGGGCGGGCGAUUUGAAGAAGAAGCAAGACAACCGGAACGGCAAGCAGAGAGGAAAGCCGCAAGGUGUGAGCGGCAGGAAAGCCGUGCGGGCGCUGCCGGUGCUGUCACCCGAGGAGGAAGAGAAGGAGCGCGAACUCUGGAGGACUGCCUAUUCUUACCUGGAGCCAUUCACCAGGAUAGCAGUCCACGUAAGCGAGCGCCGGGCCUUGUUCAAUGCGUUGGUGGAUAGCUUGUGGCUUAUGGGACAGGAGACGCGAGCGAGGGCAGUCGUUCAGCUGGGCAUGGCGAGGGGUUUGUACUACAGUAAACCCUUGCAGAGAAACAGCAGUGUGUUAGAGCUGCGGAACCUGAGCGUUGGGAGCAUGCAGGUUAUGUUGCUGUUGUGCCUUCGAGAGAUGCAAAUGGAUGUGCUGAAAAAGAGGGAAAUGCAGAAUACAAGCGAGCGGCGGGGGAUAGAGGGAGGCGGUUGUGGCGGGAAGGCGAAGAGGAAGGAGGCAGAGUUCCCUGAUCGCUUGGACGAAGAGGGACUGAUGGUUGAGAUUGUGUUGAGCGGCGACAAUUGGGAAGGAAAGAAAGGUUGGGCAGAGAUAGAAGAUGCGCUGGAGAUGUUUCUCCGCGAUCUGGGUGCGCCUUUCAAGUGGGCGGAGGGCGGAGGCUCUCGGGAGCGGCGGGAAAAAAUGCUGGCUCUACGCAUGGAUGUCCAGCAGUGGUUGCAAGAGGAACAGACACAAGCCACCCUGGAGUUCGUUAAUGGCCCGCCUUCAUGGGUAAUCCUUGACGACAGUAACAAUCUGAAUAAUGCCCAACGUUUCCACGGUGGCAUAGAUUAAGGUUUCUUGUAUUGUGCGUGCUUGCCUACUACUUUCUUUCCCGGCCCGGCCCCCUUUCAUGUCCAAGGUGUUGCGUGUGUACAAGUGUGUGUAUUUGUUGGUAAGGGGAGCUGCUGGAGGCUGGUGUGUGUUCUGGGCUCUCACCAGAUGGCGCAAGUGGGAGGAGGAGGAGGAGGAGCAGCAGGGGGAGGCUGUGUGUCAGUGCACGCAAUCGGCUAUCCAGGCAAGGAAGGGCACAUUCUCAGGUGCCAUCCACCAAAUUUUAUCUAUUUAUUUAUUUAUUUUUACCAAAACUUCAUUUUAUACAGAUAA